UGGAGUAGUAUUGCUCACUUCACGCACAGUAAUGUGUAUAAUUCGCCGUCGUAAAAGGGACCGCCGUCGACACCAUCACUGUGCAAGUAUUUACGAGUGAGUGUCAUCUUCACCGUCGUGUUUUCUUAAGUUAUUAUAACGUCUCGACGUCUCGUACGCAUUUUCCAUUUAUUUGCCUUCGUUCAAACACAUUACCUGCUGACGGUCGCGACAACAUAUUUCGCCGAAGCACGAUAUUCGUCCAUACGAGUGCGCGUCCCCUUUGCCGUCGUACUCGUUUGCGCCGACAGUCCACUGAUCAUUUCACCCACUAGUUGCUGGUACUGCCCAUUUUCUAUUUUCCAUCUCAGGAGGACAAGCACCAGAAAUAAAAUGUCGACUAGUAUCAAAAAACAUUAAGGAGAACAUAAUUCAUUAUGGAACCAUUAAGCCCAUCAAUUAAUGAGUCUGUAAUACAUUUCAAUUCCAGAGUGUUGACAAUUCCACUUGUUGGAUGUUAUGAUCCAGUAUUUAAACAGGAAUUCAUUGAUGAGAUAGACCAUGUCAAUGAUCAAGUUCCUAAUAGAUUUAUUAAACAGGAAUCAAUUGAUGAGACGGACAAUAAUAAUUAUCAGUUACUCAAAGGCUUUAUGAAUUCAGACAUUGAUAACAACGAGAAUGUCGACCUUUGGUCAAUGGGAAAAUGUAUAUUUUGUAAAGGAAAUAUAGAAGAAGAUUCAAAAAUCCUAAAAUGUCUUCAUAUUAUUUGUAAAGACUGCACUAAGAGAGAAAGUACUGAUUCAGGUAUAUGGUGUAAAUGUAAAAUAGUGACUAAAGGUGAACUCUUUGAUUACUCAAUUAUGGCACCAAGUCAAUCACAGGUAAAGAUAUGUUGUGAAAAAAAUUGUCAAGUCAUAGCAAAGAAAAUCUGCAUGCAUUGCAAAAGCAUGUAUUGUAAACCAUGUUCAAAGAUCCAUUCAAUUAAGAACGAAGAUCAUAAACCUGCUUUGAUGAUGAAAUAUCCAUUAAAAAAAGAAUUUCUUCCUUGUCCAAAAUGUAUGGAAAAAUCGGUAGAAGUAUUUUGUACAACAUGUUCGAUUAUGCUUUGUGCUAUUUGUCAUUUAAACUUUCAUCAGAAACAUAAUUUUAAUCUUCUUUCCACAAUGGCCGUUCAAACCAAGGCAGAAUUGCAAACGUUACUAACUGAUAUAAGCAAAGAAAAGAAUCAUUUAAACUUUAUAAGGCAAAUGUCAAAUGAAAAUAUCACGAAAUUGAAAUCCGAGAAAAAGAAAAUUAAUGACAAAAUUGAUGAAAGAAUUAAAAUGAUACACAAAGAAGCUGAUAAACGCGGACUUCAACUAAAAAAAUUACUUGAAACAAAUUUCACAAAUGCUGUUAAUAAUAUUAAUAUGAAUAAUACGGUUAUUAAUGAUUUUGAAAAAGAAAAUGAUUAUUAUUAUAGUUUAACAAGCUCUGUUAUCAAUUGGGAUAAAAUUGUUGAAUGCAUUAAACUUUCAAAAAUUAUCAAGGAUCAAAUGGUGAUUGCUAAGAGACGUACCCAAGACAUGUCUAAAGAAGCAACAACUUGUAUAGCUGAAUUGAUAUACAAUGAUGAACAGUCUGUUAACAAAAUUGUAGAAUCAAUUCAAGGAAUGGGAGAUAUUAUUUCAUCAAAAAUUGUUAGUUUAUCAGAAUUUAAAACCACAGUCGACUCAAAUAAAGUUCACCAAACUCUUGAAAAUUAUCAAUCUCCGAUUUUAAGAUCCAAACUGAUGAUGACACAAGAUGGCGUGAUCAAGCUAGAAAAAGAUAAUCAUGAAAUGAUGAUAGAUAAAGAUUCUGAAAGUAUCUUUAAUGGAACUAAAGAAUUAAUAAACAGCACAUCCUGUAAUAGGUCUUAUCAUAAUGAUUGUCAUAUUUCUUCACUAGCUAAGGAGCUUAAACCUGAAGAUAUUUAUAAUAUAGAUACAAUGAAUCAACAGCAGCAACAACCACCGCAGCAGCAGCAGGAGCCACAACAGCUGCAGCAACAACAACCAUCAUCACAACCACAGAUGAAUGAUGACCAAAAAAAAUCCAAUGAACAAACUGAUGAAGAUGUGUGUCAGUCAAAUAAAGGAUUUGUUGUUAGGAUGCGUGGCCUAUCAUGGUCAGCUACAACCGAUGCUAUAAUUAAAUUUUUAAGCACAUCGGGUGAAGCAAAGGUUAAAGAUGGUGCUUCAAGAGUACAUUUUACUAUGACUACAGAAGGAAGACCUAAUGGUCAAGCUUAUGUAGACAUGGAAUCCGAAGAAAAUCUUAAGGCUGCUCUUAAGCAAGAUGGAGAAUAUAUGAGAGAUCGUUACAUUAAUGUAUUUCCAUCAAAUCGUUCAGAAAUGGAACAGGAUAUUAAAGAAAAUGGUUCAAAACUUGACAGUGAUAAUUGUGUUCACAUAAGAGGUCUUCCCUUUGAUUUUACUAAGGAUGACAUUGUAGAAUUCUUCCAAGGGUUAGAGAUGAUACCAAAUGGUAUAACCAUAUCUAACAGCUCCGCAGGGCGGAUAGGAGCGUUUGUACAAUUUGUAAACAGAGAGAAUGUAGAGAAAGCUCUGAAGAAACACAUGAAGAAAAUAAGACAAAGAUAUAUUGAGGUAUUCCGCAGUAGUUUAACAGAAAUUAACAAUCAAGCACUGCAAAGAAGACCAAGACAAACUCCAUAUGACCGAAUGGAUCGUUUUGCUAGUAGUGGUGGUGGCAGUGCUGGCAGAGGACGGUACUGUGAUAUGUCCAUGAGAACUGGACGUGAUAUGAAGCCAUUUGGCAGUGGUAGAAAUAUGGGUGAACCAAGAGGCGGUGACAGAGGCCGAGGCAGAGGCAGCAUCAGUGGUUUUGGCAGUCGAAAUUCUUUUUGGGAUUGAAAACAUUUUCCCGGCGUAAUAAUAACUCUGGUCCUCCUAAUUCAUUUUUUUCAAAUAAUAUAGGCGGAGGGUGAUAUACAAGACCUUUUGGACCAAUAUAAUUAUGUCAGGACCUAGACCAAAAUUUAACCCCUUUUAAAAUUAAUGAUAAAUAAAAUAAAUUGUUUGACUUUAAACUUUAAAGUAUUAUCAUAAUAUGUUUGCAGCAGAUCGAUAGAUCGAUGUUUUUUUUUAUUUCUUAAACUAAUAAAAGUAAUUAUGAUUAUGCUCUUUCAAUCUAAGUACUAAAUAUGUUAGUUUUACCAUUCAAGUGUUAUUUCAUUUUGACUACCUAAUUUAUGGUGUGCUCACAUAGAAUAAUUUUGUAAUAUCAUUUUUUUAGAAAAAUAUGAGAAUACGCUUAUUUUUCACAAAAUGUUAGGGCAUAUGAUGUUAUAU
Acyrthosiphon pisum (pea aphid) is the source of this 3314-nucleotide messenger RNA. RefSeq lists its product as uncharacterized. The transcript has 18 exons. Gene Ontology annotation, molecular function: zinc ion binding; RNA binding. Lineage: Eukaryota; Metazoa; Arthropoda; Insecta; Hemiptera; Aphididae. The record is from RefSeq and is a predicted model, not a curated record. The coding region runs from base 417 to 2876 and encodes 819 amino acids.